Molecule: messenger RNA, 1575 nt
Organism: Ochlerotatus camptorhynchus
Lineage: Eukaryota; Metazoa; Arthropoda; Insecta; Diptera; Culicidae
Gene: parvin
Product: beta-parvin
Exons: 5
Coding region: 38-1138 (366 amino acids)
Biological process (GO): substrate adhesion-dependent cell spreading; establishment or maintenance of cell polarity; actin cytoskeleton organization
Cellular component (GO): focal adhesion; cytoplasm; actin cytoskeleton
Molecular function (GO): actin binding
Source: RefSeq, a predicted model, not a curated record
GUCACCAUCAUUCAGUUCAGUUCAGAAUCGCACAAAAAUGAGCACCCUGAGUCGGCCAAAGUCUCCGCGGACGCCAGUUUCUGGCAAAAAUUUCGACAAGGAGGAAAGCUUCUGGGACAAAAUCGGCACCCUCGGUCGGAAGAAGCGCAUCAAGGAAGUGCAAGAAGUUCAAGAGGAAGGCAAAAUUGCCAUCGAUUCACCGGGAAAUCCGAACGCCCCGGAGAUCCCCCCGGAAGACUACAACCUUGAGGAUAAUGAGUCGCGCUCGAUCAUUCAGCCUGCAUCGCUGCAGCAUCCGCACGUCCGGGAGCUGCUGCAAGUCUUGAUCGAGUGGAUCAACGACGAACUGGUCGAGGAUCGGAUCAUCGUUACCGACAUCGAGGAGGACCUGUACGACGGGCAGGUUCUGCAGAAGUUGUUCGAAAAACUGACCGGUCACAAGCUGAACGUACCGGAAGUUACUCAGUCCGCGGAGGGACAACGCCAGAAGUUGGCCGUCGUACUGAACGCCGUUAAUCACACACUGGGCUUCCAUCACAACGUUCCGAAAUGGUCGGUGGAAAGCAUUCAUACGAAGAACAUCGUCUCGAUUCUGCAUCUGCUGGUUGCGCUGGUUCGUCACUUUCGGGCACCGAUUCGUCUUCCGGAGAAUGUCCACGUCACGGUCGUAAUGGCCCAGAAAGUUAACGGGAAGCUGACGAGCAAACAAUUCCAGGAGAAAAUCACCCAGCAGUACGACGACGUAGGAAUGCGCUGCGAGCGUGAUGCCUUCGAUACGCUGUUCGAUCACGCUCCGGAGAAGCUCGCGGUGGUGAAAAAAUCGCUCAUCACAUUCGUCAACAAGCACCUGAACAAGUUGAACUUCGAGGCGGCCGAUCUGAGCUGCGACUUCAAGGACGGGGUGUACCUGUGCUUGCUGAUGGGACUGCUGGGAGGCUUCUUCGUCCCGCUGCACGAGUUUCACCUGACGCCAAAGGAUCCGGAUCACAUGGUGCACAAUGUGGCCUUUGCGUUCGAGCUCAUGAUGGACCAGGGAUUGAAGCCGAAGGCGCGACCGGAAGACAUCGUGAAUAUGGAUUUGAAAUCGACACUUCGUGUCCUGUACACACUAUUUACGAAAUAUCGCAACAUUUCCUGAAUCACUGGCAGGUGUUCAUUGGAAACGGUUAAGUGCCUUAAAAGCAUGGAUUGAAUGGUAAUUUUAAUAGUAUUUUACUAGCGAAGAAACAAUACGCACAUGUCCUUACAAUCGAAAACGAAACUUAUGUUGUUGAUAACGCGUUUUAAAGUGUCAUCCUCUAAUCAAUACCGCUAAAGUAACAAUCUAAAUCGAAUGAUGUCAUUUAUAUGUGUAGUAGAUGUUUAGUAGCGUACUAUCUCCCUUCCUCUUUCGACUUCCUUGGUCUGUUUUCGGAACUAAUUUUCGUCGUAGGUAUACUAGGUAGUCAUCAAACAAGAGAAUUAUUUACUUAUUUUAUUAAUAGCGAUUGAUUGUUUGUUUCGCUAACAUUUUAACUUAUACACAAAUUCUCAAAGAGUAUUUACUUCAAUAGUAUAAAAGCAAAUCUAACGUAA